Triplophysa dalaica is the source of this 2455-nucleotide messenger RNA. Its product is annotated as phospholipase A and acyltransferase 3-like. The transcript has 7 exons. Gene Ontology annotation, cellular component: cytoplasm. Gene Ontology annotation, molecular function: A2-type glycerophospholipase activity; glycerophospholipid phospholipase A1 activity. Bases 1734 to 2246 code for a protein of 170 amino acids. The record is from RefSeq and is a predicted model, not a curated record. NCBI's taxonomy places the organism in Eukaryota, Metazoa, Chordata, Actinopteri, Cypriniformes, Nemacheilidae. Gene Ontology annotation, biological process: N-acylphosphatidylethanolamine metabolic process.
GUCGUUUACAGCCAGACCCUUCUAACGACAGCCGUGAGACCGCGACAGUCAUAGUAAUUAUAAUAAGACCGCGAAAGUAGUGGCAAGAAGAACAUUGUACUGGUUUCAACCGGGAUCACCACAUGGGUUACCACUUGUGAUAACAGAAUGGUGUGAGGGUGUUCUAGCAGCACGAUGAAGAGCUGAAGAACAAAGGGAAAGACACAUGUGACUGCAUUUAUAUGCUGUGGGCAGGCAAUCCCGACUCUCGUCUGUCAACCCAAACAAAAAUUCAUCUUGCACUCAUGACCCCAGCCACAAAUCUUAACUCUGGUAUCAUUAAUCGUGUUCGACUCAUACAAAUGCACACAGAAAUUUUAAGAUAUAACAGCAUUUCAAUGAGUAGGUUUGGAUGACGGUAAUAUGCUCAAUCUCCGUGUCUCUCUGCUCGCGAAUACAGCUAGGAACUAAACUAAAUAUCAUCACAUAACUGCCACUCUUGGGCGGUCGCUGGCCAGAAAGCGAACAAGUCCCCACAUUUUCAGAUUCCGGCUACAAGAGUCUUCAUUCGAUCACAACCAGACCUUCCAUUUGCCCUUGCCCAAGGAGCCGACCUUAGCGUGAGGCUGCCUCCGUUCUUGGCUCCAGCGGCCACCUCCCUUCCUCCUCUCUCUUCCUCAUGCCUGCCCUCCCUUCAUGCUGGCAUCUGCUGCUGCGAUGAUAUCCCACCAAACGCCCUGGCUCUGGACCUCAGCACCACUUAGAACCUCCAGGCAGCUCCAUUAAAGGGUAACUAAGCCUACCUUCGACCUUGUAUUGACUAUCAGAGUUUAAACAGCAUCACUGGCAAGAACCGCUACCCCCUCUCACUCAUAACCACGGCCUUCAAGGUUUUGCAGGGAGCCAUCGUCUUCAACAACCUGGAUCUCUUUAAUGCUUAUAAUCUGGUCAGAAUCCGGGAGGGAGACGAAUGGAAGACGGCAUUCAAUACACCAACAGGGCACUAUGAGUAUCGGGGAUUGCCAUUUGGCCUAGUCAAUGCUCCACCUGUUUUUCAGGGUUUUAUUAAUGACGUGCUCAGAGAGAUGCUUAACACUUCUGUUUUUGUUUAUUUGGAUGAUAUUCUUAUUUUUUCCAGUGACCUCAAGGAACAUGUUCAACAUGUCAGACAUCCCUUGCCCAACUGUUGAAGAACAAGCUAUUCGUCAAUCUCGAAAAGAGCGAGUUCCAUGUCCCAGCUGUCUCACUUCUCGGCUUCUGGGUGUCCAAAGGCAGCCUCCAGAUGGAUCCCGGCAAGAUCCAGGUGAUCCUUGAUUGGCCGCAAUCGCCCUCAGUCGAACAGGUUCCAAGAAUCUCAAGCCAGAUGCCCUCACUAGACAAUUUGAACCUUCCAAGAAGUAUGCUCACCCAGAAACCAUCCUUCCUACUUCCAGGGUACUAGCCCCUAUCCUAUGGGAUCUAAAGACAGCCAUCAGAAAAGCCCAACUUCACCAGCCUGACCCAGGUAAUGGCCCUAGGGGAUGCCUCUUUGUUCCUGUGCGUAUGCGUCCCAAGGAGUUACAGUGGGCACAUGCUAACCCCUCCUCAGGACACCCGGGGGCUACUAGAACCUGCAAACUGGUCCAGAGGAGGUUUUGGUGGCCCAGAGUGCAGAGAGAUAUCUGGUCCUUCGUCUCCACCUGCGGCGUUUGUGCACAGAACAAGGAACCACCCUCAAGGAUCAGUGUCAAAACAGAUUCAGCUUGUAGGUUGCCAUGCCACCAGUUAAAAAGUAUGAUGAGGAGCCAGAACCAGGAGACCUCAUUGAAAUCUUCAGAAAUGGUUACCAGCACUGGGCUAUCUAUGUUGGUGACGGUUUUGUGAUUCACAUGGCCCCACCUUCAGAGUAUGCUAACGCUGGGUCUUACAGCAUGAUAUCAGUCAUGUGUCCCAGAGCCUUAGUGAAGAAGGAAGAAAUCUGGGAUGUUGUAGGCUCAGACGAGUACCGUAUCAACAACCUUCUAGACGACAAAUAUGAGCCUAGAGAAAUCAGAAAUAUCCUACGGUACGCACAGAGGCUUGUGGGCAGAAGGUGUCCAUACUGUGUGGUCAAUUAUAAUUGUGAGCACUUUGUCACAGAGCUGAGAUAUGGAAAGCCAGAGUCCCACCAGGUACAAACAGCGGUGGAGAUUUCUGUUGCAGCUGGUAUUGCAAUGGCUGCCAUUGGAGCAUUUGCUUAUGCUGCUGGCUUUUUUGGCUCAAGAGACAAAGAGAAGCAGACAAAAUAAACGCUUCGACAUGCACAACCGAAGAUUUACAGCAAAUGUACAUUUCGUAGUGUAUAUUUAUGGUAAACCUGCAAAUAAAGAUAACCACAUUUGUAGUAGAAAAACAAUGAGAGAGCUUUAAGGGUGUUCACCAAUGAGAACAAGCUAUUUUUUCCCCUCCAUGAUUGGUCGGUCGUUCCUCUUUAUAAAUCCAUUAGCUGAUUCUUCAU